Messenger RNA from Eruca vesicaria subsp. sativa (arugula), 1224 nucleotides. Lineage: Eukaryota; Viridiplantae; Streptophyta; Magnoliopsida; Brassicales; Brassicaceae. The record is from the annotation of a GenBank genome assembly.
AUGAAUAAGGCGGAGAAGAGCGAGGAAGAGUUUAGAUCUAGUGAUUGGUCUAAACUUUCCCCUGAUGUUUUGCGAAAUAUCUUUGAAACCUUGAGCCCUCUUGAUUCUCACCGAUCAAAACUCGUUUGCUCAUAUUGGUAUUCCGUCUGGAAAACAUGCGAUAAUCUGCCUCCCUGUCCCCUUCAGAUCAUACACAUCGGUGGUUCUCCGAUCUUGUCUGCACACCAAGACUACAGAAGAGAACCAGACGUAGAAGAUUUACACAAGAACCCUCGCCGGAUUAUACACGAAGAUGGUGGAUCUUCGAGCUGGUCGGAAAAUAGUCACUACCCGAGAAAACUCGCCGGAAAAUUAAGCUGGAGCUCUUGUAUGGCUAGCUACGGGAGUUGGCUCCUGAUGGUUGGUGAUCUUCGUGAACUCCAUCUUUUAAACCUUACAACGUUUGAAAGGAUCAAUCUCCCAACAAUGAAAUUGCCAAUACCUGAUGAUAGGUACCAUCGACCCUGGGAAAAAGAAAAGGUGUCGAAACACGAUCUCGAAUGGAAAAACGCAGCUCUUCUGUGGAUAGACGAGAGGACAGGUGAUUAUUUCAUUGCUUGGGUUUUCAGACAGAGUUACUUGGUCUCACACAUGAAAGGAGACGAUUCAUGGUCGAACUUGAACAUCAAAGGAGGUUUCAUGGAUGCGGCUUACAGGAACAGUAGGCUUUAUGUGUUGACAGCUGAUAAGCACAUCAAUAUUGUCGACUUCUCUUAUAGGUUUCCUAGAAAGUUAAUCAAUCAUAGGUAUCCUCCUUUUCGCUUUGAUGAGAAACCCUGGGAAUACAUUUGGAAGACGAGACUAGCUAUUGAUGAAUCAGGAGAGGUUCUCAUCAUCUUGAGCUUAAAAGAAGUGAAGUACGAAGAGAAGCUUUUGUUUUACGUAUUUAAGAUGAAUCAUGAGAAUUUCAAGUGGGAAAGAGUGUAUUCUAUUGGAGACAAUGAGAUGUUGAUUUUUGGUCAAGGUGUUACGGUAAAAACACCGCUUAAAGAUUGUUUUGGUCAUGGAGUCGAGAGUGGUUCAAUAAAUUUCGUUGAAGAUGAUGUUUGGCCAGAUCAUGAUGAUGAUCAUGGUUCGGUCUGCGGUGUCUUCGAUCUUGCUACAAGUAAAAUCGAAUGGUCUAAGAAAACAUGUUAUUACAUAAGCAGAACUCAAUGGUUUGUUCCUCGCGUUGCUUAUUAUUAG